Lampris incognitus (smalleye Pacific opah) is the source of this 2757-nucleotide messenger RNA. RefSeq names its product interleukin 1 receptor accessory protein-like 1a (gene il1rapl1a). The record is from RefSeq and is a predicted model, not a curated record. Lineage: Eukaryota; Metazoa; Chordata; Actinopteri; Lampriformes; Lampridae. Gene Ontology annotation, biological process: negative regulation of exocytosis; signal transduction. The transcript is spliced from 17 exons.
AUGCGCUCAGUGGUGAGUGGACAGAGUGUGAAGGGCGGAGGUAGGCCUGCUGAAGGGAAUACUGAGAGUGUGGAGGGGAUUCUCAGUAGCCAGGUAACAGGUGAGGCUGAGGAGAUGGAUUACGAUUCGGAGUCUGAUAAUGUGUCAGGAGCUGACAGAUUAGCCUUUCUCAGUGUUUUGAGGAAUGAGCUGCAGAAGUAUGGUCAGGAGCAACUGAUCAUAGGUGGGGAUUGGAACUGCACCAUUGAUUUCACCAUGGACAGGACACGUGAGGAACCCCACAUUGAGUCAUCUGCAGAGGAGUGUGAUCAGGACAGUGCUGCAGAUCUGCUGGAGGGGCUUCCUUGGCUCAGUCCUGAGGAAAAGACUGAAGACUGCACAGAGACUACUUUACCACUGUGGUGUGCUGUGGCUAGACACAGCCACGCUCAUCCUAUCCUGUGGGCAGCUGGUCAUCUGGGCUACGAUCCUGAAGGCCACAGGGAGUCUGCUGUUAUGGCUGGUCUGUGGCUGUUUGAGAAGCCACUGUUUUACAACAGCCUUAUUCAGGCCUGGACCGUGUCCUCAGCCAGCAUAAGAGCUUCUCUAAAGGAGGCCAGUUGUGUGAAGCUGGGACAUCUGCUGAUGCCCGCUGGGACCCUGCAACAACAUACCAACAUCAGACCCAGGUUGUUGAAUUAUAUUAUCGAGAUGGACGGCUGUACGGAUUGGUCGGUGGACUAUUUGAAGUACCGCGUGCUGCAGGGUGAACCAGUGCGGCUCAAGUGUGCUCUGUUCUAUGGCUACAUCCGGGCCAACUACAGCCAGGCACAGAGCGUGGGCCUCAGCCUCAUGUGGUACCGCAGCUCUGGACUGGGACACGGUGACUUCGAGGAGCCCAUAUCCUUUGACGGCGUGCACAUGAGCAAAGAGGAGGACGCCAUCUGGUUCAGACCCGCCGACCUCCAAGAUGUGGGACUCUACUCCUGUGUCCUAAGGAACUCCACCUACUGUAUGAAGGUGUCCAUGUCUCUGACGGUGGCGGAGAACGACACGGACCUGUGUUACAACUCCAACAUGAGGCGAGCCGAGAAGGCGGAGCUCAGCAAAAGCAAAGACAUCCUCUGUCCCGACAUAGACGACUACGUGGAGCCGGGCAAGGAGCCUGACAUUGUAUGGUACAAGGAAUGCCGUCCAAAGCAGUGGCGUGCCAGCAUCAUCCAGAGACGAGACACUCUGUCCAUCCGCGAGGUGAAGGAGGACGACAUCGGGAAUUACACCUGCGAGAUCCAGUUUGGAGGCUUCCUGGUCAGGCGGACCACAGAACUCACCGUCACUGCUGAGCUUACCGCGGCUCCUCCAAGAUUCCUAUUUCCGGCUGAGAGUGACUGUUGAACUUUGGAAAUGUCAGCUGGAAGUGCGCUGAACCUGACGUGCCGGGCAUUCUUCGGCUACAGCGGCGAUGUCAGCCCGCUCAUCUACUGGAUGAAAGGGGAGAAGUUCAUCGAGGACCUGGAUGAAGAGCGAGUCCAGGAGAGCGACAUCAAAGUUGUCAAGGAGCACCUUGGUGAGCAGGAGGUGGCCAUCUCUUUGACCAUCGACUCGGUGGAGGAGGGAGACCUGGGAAAUUAUUCCUGUUAUGUGGAGAACGGGAAUGGACGCCGUCAGGCCACCAUCCAGCUCUUCAGACGCGCAGAGUUAAUGUACACCGUGGAGCUGGCAGGAGGGCUGGGAGCUAUCCUCCUCUUACUCAUCUUCCUCAUCUCCCUCUACAAAUGCUACAAGAUCGAGCUGAUGCUUUUCUACCGCAGACACUUUGGCAGCGAGGACGCGGACGGAGAUAAUAAGGAUUAUGACGCGUACCUGUCCUACACCAAGGUGGACCCUGACCAGUGGAGUCAGGAGACCAGGGAGGAGGAGCGCUUCGCCCUGGAGAUCCUCCCGGACGUGCUGGAGAAGCACUACGGCUACAAACUCUUCAUCCCCGACCGAGACCUCAUUCCCACUGGAAGUCUGACCAAUGAGCAUUACCAGGAUGACACAAGACUUCUUGGAGCCUACAUAGAGGACGUGGCGCGCUGCGUGGACCAGAGCAAGCGCCUCAUCAUCGUCAUGACCCCCAACUAUGUGGUGCGGCGAGGGUGGAGCAUCUUUGAGCUGGAGACGCGUCUGCGCAACAUGCUGGUGACCGGUGAGAUCAAGGUCAUCCUGAUCGAGUGCGCCGAGCUGCGCGGCAUCAUGAACUACCAGGAAGUGGAGGCCCUCAAGCACACCAUUAAAACCCUCACCGUCAUCAAGUGGCAUGGCCCCAAGAGCAACAAGCUCAGCUCCAAGUUCUGGAAGCAGCUUCAGUACGAGAUGCCCUUCAGGCGCACGGAGCCCAUGCUUAGCCACGAGCCGGCGCUGGACGUCAGCGAGCAGGGCCCCUUCGGAGAGCUGCAGACCGUCUCCGCCAUCUCCAUGGCGGCAGCCACCUCCACCGCCAUGGCGACCGCCCACCCGGAGCUACGCUCCUCCUUCCACAACACCUACCACACCACCAUGAGGCAGAAACACUACUACCGCAGCUACGAGUACGACAUCCCAGCGGGGGGCACCCUGCCUCCUCUCUCCUCUCUGGGAAACCAGCACACCUACUGCAACAUCCCGCUAACGCUGCUCAACGGUCAGAGGCCACCGGGGAAGAGCCGCGAGCACAGCCUCGAGGAGGCGCACGCCAACAACGCCAUGCUGCCUCUGCUGCCGCGGGAGACGAGCAUCUCCAGUGUCAUCUGGUGA